AAUUGGAUUUGUGCCCUUCCAUGAAAUCGGAGCAGCUGGGGAGGAAAAGCGAACACAACGAUGUCGUUGUCGUGUUUGCCCGGCGAUACAGAGCAAGGAUCAUUUCUCGGACUCACAGCGCAGCCAGAGAAUUUUGUUCCCUGAGAAAUUUUGGAAUUUUCAUAUUACGAAGCUUGAAAGCGAUCCUCAGUGUGUCCUCCUGCCAUUCAUAUUAUUCGUGGUUCCGGUGAAACCCCUUGUCCUUAGAUUCAUCCUCAAUUGCUAUUGCUGAUUCUUCCCUCUCUUUCAACCCCACUUCCCCCAAUUCGUGAUUCUGGUUCCAAUACUAUCUCUGGAUGAGCUAAGCUGAUCCUUAUCAGGCCGCACUAUCAUGGUCCAACCAUGUUAACAUUGUACGCUCCCCGAGCUGUUUUAAAGUGCCAUCUGUAUCAGGAUUCAGCCUCUGAGCAACAAGCAUAUCCAUCCAAGAUCAAUAAUGUUAAUUUCUUAAAGUGUAGUUCUAGUUUUCCUAAACCGUUUGGGAGCCCUCACAGCACUCCAUCUCAUAGUCCUUCAUUUCCCCGGAAAUGUGAUAAGCAACAAAAAAGCCUUCAUAUAUUGCAUCAAGUUGCUACACAUAAAUGGCUGUGUGGAUUACAUGAUUCCAUCUCAUCGGAUGAUGAGUAUCGUUCAUCACGUAAUAUAGCAAUCAGCUUGUUUAGGCGAUACAGAAAUUUUGUUGAUCGUGGGGGAGGUGAAAAUCUAAAAGAGUUCAUAGCUGCUGGGGUAAAUGCAUAUGCAUUAGGAUGCACUGAUGAGGGGAUAAGGAAGGAACUGAAUGAUAUGAAAGACUCUGGUAUGGAAAUUGAAGCAAUGCAGAGUUAUGGUGGAAGCACAAGUUUGAAGUCUAAGAUUAUCUCAGAGGAGCUUAAUGAGUGCGUUCUCUGGCUAAGCAUUAUAUUCAUCACUAUCUUGUGUACACCCCAACCAACUAUUGUUAGAUGGUCAUCAACACCUCCAGUGUCAGACGAAGUGAGGCUUCAGUGGAAAGGCUUUUGCGCCCUCAUAGCGAAUGCGUAUUUUAUGAAAGGAAUGGCAUGGCUUCCUGUAAAGACUCUUCAACUGGAGCAAAUGGCUGUCAUGGAUCAAGCUGAGAAGCCAUCAGUUGUUGCUAGCCGAAUGCGAUUAGUCUUCAGCACACUUGAGGUGGUGAGUCCACAGUGGCCAAGAGUGUAGGGCAUAAGAUCUCCAGUUAGUUCCUCAAGAAUUUCUGGUUUGACUUGUAUUCCAUGUUUGCAAACCAGUGCGAUCAUGUUAAGCCUAAUGAAGGUGUCUAAGAGAAAAUAAAGGCAAACAUGUCGGGCUGCAAAUAUAUUGUAUAGUCACUCAUAAGAAAAGGAAAAGGAGGGGGACGGGGGGAUUGAAUUUGUGUUGCGGAAGUGUUGGUGUGUCCGAAUGUGGCAUAGUCAAGCAGCAGUGUUGCAUGGUUGUGUGGGAAAGAAUGUUUAAUUGUACAUUAGCACUUAUAAUAUGGUAUAAAUGAUAUCUUUCAAGUCUCA
Prosopis cineraria is the source of this 1538-nucleotide messenger RNA. RefSeq lists its product as uncharacterized. The record is from RefSeq and is a predicted model, not a curated record. NCBI's taxonomy places the organism in Eukaryota, Viridiplantae, Streptophyta, Magnoliopsida, Fabales, Fabaceae.